UCGCUCUUUAACAAGAGAAGCAGAAGUGGCUUUUUUUCUGCUCCUUACACCAAACAAACCCCAAUGAGGCUUCGUCUCUGUCGCAGCACCGGCAGCCACUGAUAGAAUAAAAGCCCUAACCCUAGUUGUCUUAGAGACUUGGUUUUCGAAUUAUAGCCAUGGCUUCUCGCAAGGUCUUGUCGUCCCUUCUUCGAUCAUCCUUACGCCGCUCCGGGUCGAGAUCCUCGAUCGUCAACCCUAGAACUCCAUCCCCAUCCCCCGUAUCUCGUCCUUCCCCCAAGGGUUUCCUCCUCAACCGCGUUGUAGACUAUGCGACUUCCGCUGCUGCUCCAGCACCGUCGGCUCCAUCGCCGCCGCCGACCAAGGGAGCUGGCCCUAGUGGCAAGAUCACCGAUGAGUUUACUGGGGCUGGCGCGAUCGGCCGUGUUUGUCAGGUGAUCGGUGCCGUCGUCGACGUUAGAUUCGACGAGGGAUUGCCCCCAAUUUUGACCGCACUCGAGGUUUUGGACAAUUCGAUCCGUUUGGUGCUUGAAGUCGCUCAGCAUUUGGGAGAGAAUAUGGUCAGGACCAUUGCCAUGGACGGUACUGAAGGGCUUGUACGAGGACAGAGGGUCCUUAACACUGGUUCCCCGAUCACUGUGCCUGUUGGUAGGGCCACUCUUGGUCGAAUUAUGAAUGUUAUUGGAGAGCCCAUAGAUGAGAGGGGUGAAAUAAAAACCGACCACUACUUACCUAUCCAUCGGGAAGCCCCAGCCUUCGUUGAGCAGGCCACUGAGCAACAAAUCCUUGUCACUGGAAUCAAGGUUGUGGAUCUCCUUGCACCAUACCAGAGAGGUGGGAAGAUUGGGCUGUUUGGUGGUGCUGGUGUAGGAAAAACAGUGCUUAUUAUGGAGCUGAUUAACAAUGUUGCCAAAGCUCAUGGUGGUUUCUCCGUCUUUGCUGGUGUUGGAGAACGUACUAGGGAGGGUAAUGAUCUCUACAGGGAAAUGAUUGAGAGUGGUGUCAUUAAGCUAGGGGAUAAGCAGAGUGAAAGCAAGUGUGCACUUGUGUAUGGUCAAAUGAAUGAGCCCCCUGGUGCCCGUGCCCGUGUUGGCCUUACUGGCCUUACUGUGGCUGAGCACUUCCGAGAUGCUGAAGGGCAAGAUGUGCUUCUUUUCAUCGAUAACAUAUUCCGUUUCACACAAGCAAACUCUGAGGUGUCUGCUUUGCUUGGCCGUAUCCCAUCUGCUGUCGGUUACCAACCAACCCUGGCAACUGAUCUUGGAGGUCUGCAAGAACGAAUUACUACAACUAAGAAAGGUUCAAUUACAUCUGUACAAGCUAUUUAUGUGCCAGCUGAUGACUUGACGGAUCCUGCUCCUGCAACCACCUUUGCCCAUCUGGAUGCCACCACUGUGUUGUCCCGACAGAUCUCUGAGCUCGGUAUCUAUCCUGCUGUGGAUCCCCUUGAUUCUACAUCUCGUAUGCUCUCUCCUCAUAUUUUAGGAGAAGAACACUAUAAUACUGCUCGUGGUGUUCAGAAGGUUCUUCAGAACUACAAGAAUCUUCAGGAUAUCAUUGCCAUUUUGGGAAUGGAUGAGCUCAGUGAAGAUGACAAGUUGACAGUUGCCCGGGCCCGUAAAAUUCAGAGGUUCUUGAGCCAGCCAUUCCAUGUGGCUGAAGUUUUCACGGGUGCUCCUGGAAAGUAUGUGGAAUUGAAAGAAAGCAUUACCAGCUUCCAGGGAGUCUUGGAUGGUAAAUAUGAUGAUCUUCCUGAGCAAUCAUUUUACAUGGUUGGAGGAAUUGAGGAGGUAAAUGCCAAAGCUGAGAAGAUUGCCAAGGAGUCUGCUGCUUGAUAACACUUAAUCUCUCCUUGUCCUUGUUUUUUUUUUUCCCGCUUGCGUGGAUGGUAGACAACAAUUGUCAAUAAUUUAGUUGGUGUUGACAAUGCCUGCACCAGGAGUUACAUUUUUGAGAUCAAUUGUGUCUAGUUGUUUUAGUUCUUUGAAUUUACUCGAGGAUUGUGGUAGGCAGAGAAACGAGCAAAGGGCCUCCUGCCCUCCUGCCAGGCUGGUUCCUUUUUUCAUUGUUUAAUAAGAAGAAAAAGAAAGAACAACGAGGACAUGUCUAUUUAUCUCCUGCGUUCACUUCCACACAGGUUGGUUAUUGAUCAGAAAUGCCUAAUUCGAAAUGCCAUGAGCUAGUUGCUCGA
Messenger RNA from Nelumbo nucifera (sacred lotus), 2191 nucleotides. RefSeq names its product ATP synthase subunit beta, mitochondrial. Gene Ontology annotation, cellular component: proton-transporting ATP synthase complex. NCBI's taxonomy places the organism in Eukaryota, Viridiplantae, Streptophyta, Magnoliopsida, Proteales, Nelumbonaceae. Gene Ontology annotation, molecular function: ATP hydrolysis activity; ATP binding; proton-transporting ATP synthase activity, rotational mechanism. Gene Ontology annotation, biological process: proton motive force-driven mitochondrial ATP synthesis; proton transmembrane transport. The record is from RefSeq and is a predicted model, not a curated record.